AUGUGGUACACCAACGAUCCGUUCUACAAUCUCAUCACAUUCCUGCAGACCAAUCUGAUGGCUACCGGUUCCGUUGUCAUGAGCAUUUGCUUGCUGCGUUCGGGCAAAAAGUUCGUCCAUAUCAUAAAUGACUUCAUCGGUUUAUUCCGACGGGUGCAAUGUUUGACGCCACAUCGUCAAGUAAUGGGUAUGCAUCAGUUGAUGUUCCUGCUAAUCAUAGUUAUAUGUGUUGGGAAUUCUGCAUUCGGCUUUCUUUUAAUCUUAAAAUAUACGGACUGGCGGGAGGUUGCCAUAGUUACGACAAAAAUCUACCUCGAAACUGGUCUAGUUGUUAGCUUGCAUAUAGCAAGUAUCGGUUAUAUGUGUAUUGGUGCACUCUACAAUUACAUGAAUCGUUAUAUGCGCGAGGAUCUCUUACCGAGAGCUAGAUGUUUGGAUCAUGUGUUAAGACGUAACAAAACUUAUCGUCCGCCACGUUAUACGCGCAAGCUCAUACGUUUGACCAGAGAGCUGAAUAACUGUGCCAAGAUUUAUAAUGAUAUUUAUAAUCUGGCAACGACUUUUCAUCAAAAUAUUCGUUAUCAAAUACUAUUUGCUCUAUUAUUCGAAUUUAGCUUGCUUACGACGGUUGAGAUAUUCAUCAAUCGUAUGAAUCUAUACGAAUUCAAACCGAAUGUCUUGGGAUUUUUCGACAUUUCCAGUGAUAUUUUAGUAAUGUUUCUCUCGGCCUCCAUUACCUACUUAACCUAUAUACUCCAAAACACAAAACUAAGUCAAAAACUAUAA
Bactrocera tryoni is the source of this 786-nucleotide messenger RNA. RefSeq lists its product as uncharacterized. The transcript is spliced from 2 exons. Gene Ontology annotation, cellular component: membrane. Bases 1 to 786 code for a protein of 261 amino acids. Gene Ontology annotation, biological process: sensory perception of taste. NCBI's taxonomy places the organism in Eukaryota, Metazoa, Arthropoda, Insecta, Diptera, Tephritidae. The record is from RefSeq and is a predicted model, not a curated record.